AUGAGUUCUGGGAUAGUGAUCCUUCUUGUCGUCUUCCUUGUGGUACAAGCUGCUAACGCUGCUCCGCAGUACUCGGACCCUCUGGCAAGAAAUUUCAUGCUUCCGCUGAGUGCAGCGGCCUAUUCGGACCAGCCGCAGCAAUGUCUCAGCCGACUGUUCAAAAAUGCAACACCGCCACGACUAGCAAAAUUUACAGCCUUCAUCGUUCAAGUCACCUGUGUCACUGUGAUAGCCCUUGCAAAAAAGGCACCACCUGCUACCGGCGGUAUCACUGCCGUUCUCCACAACGAGAAAGCAAUUGUGCUGAGUUUCAGCUUCAUUCAUUCGUUUGUAGCACGAGAGCAAUGUGAAAAAUUCCAGGCAUCGUGGCUUUUUGGUGGCAGAAUAUCCGCGUACUUCAGCGAUGCAUUCAGCAAAAUCUGGAGCCAUGGGAUGGAUGCCGAUUUCCGAGCAUUGAGAGCAAUGUAUCCAAAUACGGAAAAUUUUUGGGUUACUGGGCAUUCUCUUGGGGGAUCAGUAGCAUCACUGGCGGCUUCUUUCUUAGUUGGAUCACGUCUUGCAAAUUCGAGCGAAGUCAAACUGGUCACAUUCGGACAGCCCAGAACUGGGGAUAUCUCUUUCCGUUCAUCACAACAAUCAGGUACGUUGGAGUACUCAUUUCGUGUGACUCACUGGAGAGAUAUUGUACCGCACAUUCCUCUGGACCAAUUGGCGGAUACUUUCAUCACAAACAGGAGGUGA
Messenger RNA from Cooperia oncophora, 741 nucleotides. NCBI's taxonomy places the organism in Eukaryota, Metazoa, Nematoda, Chromadorea, Rhabditida, Trichostrongylidae. The record is from the annotation of a GenBank genome assembly.